This is a messenger RNA of Toxotes jaculatrix (banded archerfish), 2478 nucleotides long. RefSeq names its product ephrin-A1a (gene efna1a). The transcript is spliced from 5 exons. Gene Ontology annotation, cellular component: plasma membrane. Gene Ontology annotation, molecular function: ephrin receptor binding. Lineage: Eukaryota; Metazoa; Chordata; Actinopteri; Toxotidae. Gene Ontology annotation, biological process: ephrin receptor signaling pathway; axon guidance. The record is from RefSeq and is a predicted model, not a curated record. Bases 237 to 920 code for a protein of 227 amino acids.
UGUCGAGUUAACCUGAUCUCAUUCUGCAGUUUUCAUUCCUCUACGAAUCUACUCGUUUCUUUUCUUUUCUUUUAGAACCGCUGCGUGCGUUAAGAGUUUAUUUGAUCGUGCAGUCUCCACGUGCGCGGACGAUAUCAUUUCGGUAAACUUUUUGUUUUGUUUUGUUUUUCUUUUUUUUUUUCGCACAACCUACCUGAGUUGUGUUUCCCCUCUGCACGCCUCCACUCCUCUCCACCAUGGAUUUGGUUUGGAUUGUGGGCUUCGUUGUGAGCGUCUGCGCCUGGUUUGCUUCAGCUGAGCGACACAGUGUCUACUGGAACAGCACGAACCCAAAAUUUCUAUGGGACGACUAUGCUGUGGAGGUAAAGCUCAAUGACUACCUGGACAUCGUCUGCCCCCAUUACCCUGAGGGUGAGGUGCCAUUGCUGGAUGCCGAGCGAUACGUGCUGUACAUGGUGGAGCGCGAGGACUACGAAUCCUGCAAGCCCCAGUCGUACGACCAGAUGCGUUGGGAGUGUGGCCACCCAUUUGCCCCUCACGCCCCUGAGAAAUUCUCUGAAAAGUUCCAGCGUUUUACUCCAUUUACUCUGGGAAAGGAGUUCCGCCAAGGAGAAAGCUACUAUUAUAUCUCCAAACCUUUGCACCACCAUGGACAAGAGUGCCUCAGGCUUAAGGUGGACGUUGUAGCUGCUGAUGGCUCUCAAGAGCCCAGAGUGGCUAAAGGAGGCACAGGUGGGGCUGGAGUUGGAGCUGGGGGUGGGGUUCACAACCCAUCCAACAGACUGCCUGCAGCAGAUGACCCAGUGGUAAUGCUGCCAGACGUCCAGAAGAGUGUACGGACAAACUCUGCAGUGGCAGCUACGUCUCUCUCAAUCCUCUCAUUGCUAGUCCCAUUUUCAUUACUGUUAUUGUUGCACUGAGAGUACAUGAAAGAACUGCUGUUGGCAGACGUGUUUUUUUUCAGGGACUACAAUGAAGACAGUCCGUGGGGAUGAAACCACUGACUCAAAAAGACAGUUUUUCAUGCCCAGUGCUGGCCACAGGGAGAGUUUUUUGAAGCUUGGAAAGUACAGAUGGACUCGCUUGCACAACAUGUGCUGAGUAACUCUGAGCAUUCAGGACAAAGUAUGCGUGCUUUGUCUAAUUUUUCAAAAGGUGACAGUAUUUUUUUCUUGGAAAGACCAAGCUCUCCUUGAUUUGUAUUUUUUGGGGGGGUCUCUCAAAAACUCAUGAACCUCUUUGGAUGAUAACCCUAGGAGAAAAUAUGAAGAAAUGGAAGAGAAACCUAAAGUCAAAGAAGAACAAUCAAGAACAAAGAAACCAACUCUGUUUUGAAUUAUAUAGGCAUAAAUUAAGAUGAAAUAAAUCCGCAUUUAAUGGAAAAGUAAUCUCUUACCUUUUGAGCCAAAGAUAAGUCAUCUUUCCAACCUGUACACUAUUCCACCCUUGAGUAUUGUGUACUAUUUGUUGUAUUGUUAUCGUAAUGGUAUUGAGUGGCAUUGAUGUCCCAAGUGAUUACUCUCUCUAAAUGUAGCAUUGACAGACACGGGGGCUGUUCUCAUCACUACCAUUCCUUUGCAAACUCGACCAUGUGCUUAUAUACUGUAGCACUAAUACUGCACAGUACAGACACACUGACAUACACUCCACGUCAGCGUUGCACACAGACACACACUACGACAUCGGACACUCCAUUGAACUGCGUUACUUGUACAUUCUGUGAAGAUAAUUUAUAACAUUUGCAGCUGAGAAGUUUUACUGUAUAUACCAUGUGCUUAUGAAAGGAAAUGUUGACUGUUGGCUGUGAAGGGGGCUUUUUCUCUCUCUCCUGGUAGAGGUAGUACUUGUGUGAGUGAGAGUAAGUGAAUGUGCGUGAGCUAGGGAGCGUUUGAUUGAAAGCGAGACAAACUGUUUUUCUGCCAAAAGCAAACACUGAGUUGUUGUGUAUAUUGCAGAGAGGCUGGACUUCUCUGUUUGUUGGAUCUUGCCCCUGUAUUGGUUAAACUGUCUGACAUGAUGGACUGGUAUCAAAUCAUUUUUACUGCAGGAUCCACCCCUGUGUGCAUCAUGGUGCUUUCCUUCUUUUUUCCAACUCUAGGCAGAAAACAAGCAAAGAUUUCUAAACACAAAGUAAUCAGCUAUUUAGACUUUCAGAAUAACUGUUAGGCAGUUUUGGAUAAUAUGAAAAUGUUAUUGUCACCAGUUCACAACAGACAAGACACGGCAUCAAAGUGAGUUGCCAAGCACAUCUUCACCCGACAGGCUGGCUUGAUCAACGAAGCACAACAGUGUAUGACUACCAUUGAAGUCAGUCUUUUUUUAAAUCUGAACUCUUGUUACCUAAUUUUGUACAUGUGUAAGUAAGAGAAGUGUAUAAUAUGUACAUAUAUAUAUAUAGAAGAUUAUAUAAAGACCUGUUUGAUAAAUAUGCUAAAUGUGAACAUUUCAUGUGAAAUAAAAAAUGAUAUUUUUGGAAAA